Leptopilina heterotoma is the source of this 2241-nucleotide messenger RNA. RefSeq lists its product as uncharacterized. The coding region runs from base 1 to 2241 and encodes 746 amino acids. The record is from RefSeq and is a predicted model, not a curated record. Lineage: Eukaryota; Metazoa; Arthropoda; Insecta; Hymenoptera; Figitidae. The transcript has a single exon.
AUGGUUUAUGUGGAAUCAACUGAUGGAUCCAAACAUCUCGCUAGAGCCUUACUUGAUCAAGGAGCACAAAUGUCAUUCAUAUCGGAAGCCUUGUCUCGCCAACUACAUUUCAAAAGAAGCCAAAUUAACCUACAGGUUACCGGUAUAGGAAGCUCAAAGCCUCUCAUGGUCAAAGGAUUGGUAACAUUUAAGAUUUUCUCAUAUCACAAUCCUUAUAUCAGUUUUAAUGUUCACGCGGUUGUAUUAAAUAAGCUUACUACAUAUGUACCUGUUACAGAUUCAUCGAUAACAAAAUGUUCUCACAUAAAAGGUUUAAAUUUAGCCGAUCCGAUGGUACACAAGCGAUUAUCGCUCGAUAUUAUUUUGGGAGCAGAAAUCUAUUCUCAGAUAAUUGAAUCGGGAUUAAUUAAGGGUCCUUUUGGUGCUCCUAUCGCGCAAAAAACAUCAUUGGGUUGGAUUCUUACGGGAACUAUUUUGAAAGAAUUAUCUACGAACAGUGUUUCGUUAAUAGGUUUACAAUGCAAAUUUGACGAAGAUUUGUAUGAACUUUGGCGCCGCUAUGUACUGAUUGAGGAUAUACCUCCUAAAAUAUGUAAAUUUACUUUAGAGGACGAUAAAUGCGAUGAUUUCUUUUGUCGAACGUAUCAACGAGAGUCGGAAGGUCGUUACAUGGUUCGUCUUCCUUUUAAAGAACCCAAUCCUGAUUUGGGAGAUUCUCGCACUAUCGCGUAUAAAUUGUUUAUGAUUCUUGAAAAACGUUUCGAGAAAAAUUUGUCUUUUAAAGAGAGUUAUGUUAAAUGUAUCGAAGAAUAUAUCAGCUUGGGCGAAAUGAGCGAAAUUACGGAUUUGAAUGAAUUAAAUUCAGAAAAAGGUUAUUUUCUGCCACAUCACGGUAUUACCAGGGAAAUAAGUACUAGCACGAAAUUUCGGGUUGUUUUUAACGCUUCUCAGAUAACUAAUCUAGGCGUUUCUUUAAAUGGUCUUCUUUGCUUGGGUCCUAAACUUCAAAACGAUAUUAGCAAGAUUCUUCUUCGGUGGAGGAUGUAUCCGUUAGUGUUUAUUGCCGAUAUUGAAAAAAUGUUUCGUCGCGUGUGGAUUCAUCCAGAAGAUCGAACUUACCAAAAAAUCUUAUGGAGAAAAAGUCCAGAAGACGAAUUAAAAACUUAUUCUCUCAACACAGUCACUUUUGGUUUCGCUUCUUCCCCGUAUCUUGUUCUUCGAACGCUUCUUCAAUUGAAAAUUGAUGAGGGUGAUCGAUUCCCCCUCACAGAGGAUGUGAUUGAGAAGGAAACUUAUGUCGACGAUGUGCUUUCGGGUGAAUUUGAGGUUGAGACAGCCAUCGAUAAGGUUCAUGAAGUGGAUUCACUCUUCAGGGCGGGUGGCUUUGUUCUUAAAAAAUGGAUCUCAAAUAAUCCAGAGAUUUUAAAAUACAUUCCAGAAGAUUGUAAAGCUACCACCUCAGUUUGGGAGCCUGAAUCCGAAAUUUGCUAUAGACCUCUUGGUAUAAUGUGGUCCCCGAUGACGGACUGUUUUCAGAUUCGAGUGCAAUUUCCGCACGAUUCGAAACUUCCUACCAAACGAUCUGUACUUUCAGAUGUGGCUCGAAUUUUCGAUCCUCUCGGUUGGUUGUCACCAGUAACCAUAAAAUCAAAGAUUUUUCUACAAGAGUUGUGGAAACUCAAACUCGAAUGGGAUGACGAGUUGACUGAUAGUUUGUUGAAGUUAUGGUCUCUACAUAGAGCAGAGCUUUCUACUUUAUAUGAUAUUAGAAUCCCGCGAUAUUUGAAAUAUUCCAAAGACGUAAUCGACUGUGAACUACAUGGGUUUGGAGACGCUUCGGAAAAGGCUAUAGGAGCGGUAAUCUAUUUACGCUUAUUAUUUCGGGAUGAUUCUAUUUCUGUUUCUUUGCUCACUGCAAAAACUAAGGUCGCUAAAUUAAAAGAAGUUUCCAUUCCUAGGCUGGAACUUUGUGCUGCCGUAUUACUUGUUCGGCUAAUGUUGCAUGUGACUUCAACCUUUGAUUCUUUUUCCAAAGUGAUACAUCACUUUUGGACGGAUUCCAAAAAUACUCUUUUUUGGAUCCAAAGUCAUCCAAGCAGGUGGAAUACCUUCAUUUCUAACCGAGUUACUGAAAUUCAAACCUCUUUUCCAACUGGUUAUUGGCAUCAUGUAUCAGGAAUCGAUAAUCCGGCAGAUUGCGCUUCUCGAGGAAUAACUACGUCGUCCUUGAAAGAUCAUUAG